This is a messenger RNA of Arachis stenosperma, 906 nucleotides long. RefSeq lists its product as uncharacterized. Lineage: Eukaryota; Viridiplantae; Streptophyta; Magnoliopsida; Fabales; Fabaceae. Gene Ontology annotation, molecular function: ubiquitin-protein transferase activity; zinc ion binding. The coding region runs from base 88 to 696 and encodes 202 amino acids. The record is from RefSeq and is a predicted model, not a curated record. The transcript has 7 exons. Gene Ontology annotation, biological process: protein ubiquitination. Gene Ontology annotation, cellular component: membrane.
AUCUACUCAACAAAUUGCCAUGUUUUGAUCUCUUCAUGUCACACAGAGUCUUAAUUUGUUGGGUUCGAGUUCUGUUUUGUGCAUGAAAUGGAAUCGAUAUCUCCUAAUAAUAUAUUUGUACAAUGCCGAAUAUGUCACAAUGAAGAUGAAGAGUCACACAUGGAAACACCAUGUUCAUGUUCUGGCACCCUCAAGUAUGUACAUAGAAAUUGUGUUCAAAGAUGGUGCAAUGAGAAAGGCGAUACUACCUGUGAGAUUUGCCUAAAGCAAUUUACACCCGGCUACACUGUCCCCCCACCACCUACUUCCUCAUUCCAUGAUGGUGGAUCUCCAAUAAAUUUCGGAUGGAACUAUUGGGAGACUUCAAGAAGAGUUCACAAUAGCAAUAAUCAGUUUGUAUCAAUGUUUGGUGCUGAUAAUCAUGAACCUGACAUUGAAUAUUCAACACCUUCUACAAGGUCCAUGAUAUGCUGCCGCAUAGUUGCCACUAUUUUUCUUGGUCUUAUUGUUUUAAGGCAUACACUUCAAGUUAUACUGAUACUCAGUGAAACAGAAGAGUAUUCAUUGACAGUGUUUAUGCUAUUACUGUUGGGAAUCCUUGGGAUAUUGAUUUCGAUACAUACGAUGAUCAAAGCUAACUACUAUGGCCCAAGGACUUCAAUACCAGAUUCAUCAUUCCCCUAUUUCAUCACGUGAAGAGUGUAAAUCAUACUGAUGAUUCCAUGCUACAUGGUCAAUUUCGGAUGAAGAAAUUGCUUUGAUGUUGAAAUAUUUGAUGAAAACUGUGAUCAAUUUGUAUAAAGGGCAAAUCAUGAAUGCCUAAAUUAUAGAGAAAAUUAACGUUGUAUGCUUAACUUGUAUGCAAAAAUAAACCAACAUGGAAAAGAUCAUAAGCAUUAUUGAUGA